Messenger RNA from Aspergillus pseudotamarii, 609 nucleotides. RefSeq lists its product as uncharacterized. The record is from RefSeq and is a predicted model, not a curated record. The transcript has 3 exons. The coding region runs from base 21 to 377 and encodes 118 amino acids. Lineage: Eukaryota; Fungi; Ascomycota; Eurotiomycetes; Eurotiales; Aspergillaceae.
UUUCUACAAAGUCUAUAACAAUGUCUGCCCCUAAAGGACCUUUCCGCCUUGUCACUGUCAACACUGCUCCCGAGAGAGCCAAGCUGCUUAUCGGCCGGAUGGUCGAGGCUCUCAAGGACCGUUAUACCAUCAUCUACGAAGCUAACUGCGAAACAAUCGAGGAAGUCGGACCCAAAGUGAGGGAAUUUAUGCCUGAUGUUCUGUUCAGUGCUUCUAUGUGGACCGAUGAGGAGGCGCAACUAAUUCAGUCCAUUGCGAGGGAUAUUAAACCUGACAUUAAGACCCACGCCAUCCCCGAAGGAUUACAAGUAAAGUACGGUCCUGACGCUAUCGUUAACCAUCUCCUCGAGAAGGUCCCACUUCUUUUGGAUGCUUAAGGCGGGAGUUUGGGGCUUGGAAGGGCUAUGUUUUGCUGGAGCCAAUGAUUUUCACUCUGUAUAUAUACUUGCAUUGUGACGAUGUGAUAUGAUAAACGCAUAAAAAAAUUGUUAUAAUCCAACAAUAGAUUUCUAGAACGCCUAUAUCAUUGCUUGUCCUGACCUAUAUAUGUCCAGAAAGCUCCUAUAUUGUUCCUCAGAUUUCCUUUUGGUGCUCGGAAAGCAAACUUUC